Messenger RNA from Scheffersomyces stipitis CBS 6054, 810 nucleotides. RefSeq names its product CDP-diacylglycerol-serine O-phosphatidyltransferase (gene CHO1). The record is from RefSeq and is a predicted model, not a curated record. The transcript has a single exon. Gene Ontology annotation, biological process: phospholipid biosynthetic process. Gene Ontology annotation, molecular function: phosphotransferase activity, for other substituted phosphate groups. Gene Ontology annotation, cellular component: membrane. Lineage: Eukaryota; Fungi; Ascomycota; Pichiomycetes; Serinales; Debaryomycetaceae. The coding region runs from base 1 to 810 and encodes 269 amino acids.
AUGUCUGCCAACACUUCUGGAUUUAAGAAACACGAGUCGGCAAUAGUGUCAGACUCCGAGAUCGAUGUCACCGAUGAUGUGACUGAAACCCCAAACCCUCCUAUUCGUAGAUCAUCUUCGUUGUUUUCGCUUACUUCGAAGGAAUUACUUCCAAAGCCUGACGAAAAAGAAUAUGCCGCUUUCAUCGACGAUGAAAGACACUUCAGUUUGAUAAGAAAUUUGCACAUGGCUGAUUUCAUCACUUUGUUGAAUGGCUUCUCUGGAUUCUACUCCAUCAUCUCCUGUUUGAGAUACACUUUGACCGGUAAGAGUCAUUACGUGCAAAGGGCUCAUUUUUUCAUUUGUUUAGGGUUAUUUUUUGACUUCUUUGAUGGAAGGGUCGCUCGUUUGAGAAACAAGUCGUCGUUGAUGGGUCAGGAAUUGGACUCUCUUGCUGAUUUGAUCUCGUUCGGAGUCAGCCCUGCCACGAUUGCCUUUGCUAUUGGUUUCCAAACUACUGUAGAUGUCUUGAUGUUGACCUUCUGGGUGUUGUGUGGCUUGUCAAGAUUGGCUCGAUUCAAUAUCUCUGCUGCCAACAUCCCUAAGGAUGCUCACGGAAAGUCCCAGUACUUCGAAGGGUUCCCUAUUCCUACAAACUUAGGUUGGGUAUUCUUCAUGGCUUUCUUGGUAUACAAAGACUGGAUCUUGGACAACUUGCCAGGAGGGCUCCUUUUCAAGGACACCUUCUUUGAGUUCCACAUCAUAUCCAUCGGGUUCGUGUUGCAGGGCUGUGCCGAAAUAUCCAAGUCUUUGCAUAUUCCAAAGCCUUAA